Messenger RNA from Daucus carota subsp. sativus, 2655 nucleotides. Its product is annotated as O-fucosyltransferase 27. The transcript is spliced from 10 exons. NCBI's taxonomy places the organism in Eukaryota, Viridiplantae, Streptophyta, Magnoliopsida, Apiales, Apiaceae. The record is from RefSeq and is a predicted model, not a curated record. Gene Ontology annotation, cellular component: trans-Golgi network; cytoplasm; endosome. The coding region runs from base 263 to 2302 and encodes 679 amino acids.
AGACAAGUGGGAUAAAAUAAAAAACAAUUACACACCAAAAUCUCUCUCCCAAACAACAUGGGACAUGUCCAAUUAGUGUGAAAUCUCUCAUCAUCUUUCAACCCAUGUUUUCAGACAGUUGCCUUUCUUUACUUCAAUUUUUCAGGCUCACAAAAACAAUAUACACAGAGAGAGAUUGAGAGAGAUUGGGAGAGAGAGGGGGAGAGAGAGAGUGUUUUUAUAUUUACUUGAUGAGUAGGGGUUUUUGAUAAGUUGGGUAUCGAUGAAAGGGGAAGGGAAGAUGGUGUUCAAGUCUAAGCUCAAGUGGGUUGGCUUAGUUGGCCUUGUUCUUUCUGCUUUCUCUCUUUGUACUCAUUUUCUUCUGGCUAGAUACACUGAUGAUCAGGCGAUUUCACAGUACCAAUCUGCUAUUACUAUCUUUUCUUGGAGGCCUAUUUUUGAGAAUGCAGAUCUGUCCAGCUUGAAACCGCUGUAUAGAAGACUUUGGGGUCCAGUUAGGCGACUGGAAUCUUUACAUCCACAUGCUAACCCAAGAGGAAAUUAUGCAGUUCCAGUUUCACAAACAAAUGGGUAUAUCUUUGUUAGAAUUCGAGGCGAUUUUCAUGAGAUUAGAAGCUCAAUCAGUGAUGUUGUAGUCAUAUCUCGGCUUCUCAACGCAACUUUAGUCAUUCCUGAGAUCCAGUCAGCUACUAGUAGCAAGGGUAUCAGUUCGGAGUUUAAAAGUUUUGCCUAUCUAUAUAACGAGGAUCAGUUCAUGGCUGCAUUAGCAAAAGAUGUAAACAUUGUUAAAACCCUUCCGAAAAAUCUCAAAGGAGCUAGGAGAAAGAAAGAAAUUCCUACAUUCAAUGUGCCCCACUCAGCUUCGCCUUAUUUUUUUCUCCAUCACGUGCUACCAGUAUUAAACAGGCACUCUGUGGUCGAACUUGUUGUUUCCGAAGGAGGAUGCUUGCAGGCAAUUCUUCCUCCCCAUCUAGAAGAUUAUCAGAGGCUUAGAUGCAGGGUCGCUUUUCAUGCUCUAAGAUUCCGACAGGAGGUCCAGGAACUGGCGACUAAGAUAUUGAACAGAUUAAGGGCUACUCGUCGUCCAUUCAUUGCUUAUGACUUGGGGAUCACCAGAGAUGUGUUGGCAUAUUAUGGUUGUGCUGAACUCUUCCAGGAUGUGCACACUGAACUCAUCCAGCACAGACGAUCCUGGAUGCUAAAACGUGGCAUUGUGAAGGGGAAUCUUACUGUGAAUUCAGAAGAUCAACGUCUUAAUGGUUCUUGUCCACUUAUGCCCGAAGAGGUUGGUAUUCUUCUUCGUGCAUAUGGUUACUCAUGGGACACAGUAAUUUAUGUUUCUGCGAGAGAAGUUUUUGGUGGUCAAAAGAAAUUAAUUCCCUUUCAUGCCAUGUUUGAAAAUGUCGUUGACAGAACCUCCCUGACCUCGGCAUGGGAAUUGAAUAAAAUCUAUGGCCGCGAGCCUAACCUUGUUGACAAAUAUCCCAGACCUCCGCCUUCUGCCAAGGAAGAAAUAAAAUCUGAAGCGUGGAAAACCUCUGGUCCACGUCCUCGUCCACUUCCUCCACCUCCAGCGCGACCCAAGUCCUACAAUAUUGAGGGUUGGUGGGGUUGGGUGGCUGAGAGUGAUAAUGAGCCUGAGACUACAGUUAUGGAGUUACGGACGAAUGCCCACAAACUAUUAUGGGAAGCAAUAGACUACACGAUAUGUGUUGAAGCUGAUGUUUUUAUCCCUGGAUUCGACAGAGAUGGUAAAGGACACCCUAAUUUUGCAAGUUUGGUUAUGGGGCACAGGAUGUACCAAUCUGCUGCAUCAAAAACGUUCAGGCUGGAUAGGAAAAAAGUUGUCGCGCAUAUGGAAGAAAUUCGAGACCAUUUAUAUGAAGCUAAUCAUACAUGGAUAACAUCAGUACGCAGACACCUGAGGAAAAAUAUUAUUGAUGGAUUAGCAGAAGAAUCCACAAAAUCAAAAUCAUUAUCUUUUCUUUCAUUCCCUGUUCCUGAAUGUUCUUGCUUGAGGCCUGAUAUUGAAGCGUUAAAUCAUUCUUCAAGUGCUUCAACUCCCUCCCAGUUUCCAGCUGGCCUCGGAGCAAUGCACCCUUGCCCUUCUUGGAUAAACAACAGUACAAUCUCAUUACCGAAUGACAAAGAUACUGAUGAGGAUCUUGAUGAUGAUGUUACCACUUCUCAGUUAUUGUUUCGUAGCAGUAAUGAGAAUAACGAAGCUGAAGGCGAGGAAAUUAACACCAAAGAAGAUACCCAAAUGGAGGAUCAAGAAGAACUCGAGGGUGGUGAUAGCUGAGGAGAAGCUAACUCAGUCUUCUAGGAAGUGUGUAAAUAUAAUCUGGUUUAUAAUGAAUUAGUUGUUGCCAUGGUUAAAGAGAUCAUUAUAGCUUCAGCUUUAACAGUUGGUGCACCGUUCAUACAUCAAGCAAAUAACUCCUGCCCCUUAAAGCUUGAUGAAGCCGGUUCAUAUUGAUCUUGACAAAAUCGUAGUUAGUAUUCUCAUUCUAGAUUCUCCUAAUAGUUUCUUAACAAAAUUUUGGUAGAAUGUAGGAUGACAUAUUGAUGGUAUGUUUACUUUGGCAACAAUUGAACUAUAUCCAGGCUGUAUUUAAUUAUUUAUUGAUAUAGAACAUUCUAUAGUACGUGCUA